CCGGGUCUGAACAGCCCAAGCGCCGGGUCUCGGGCCCGCAUCUCCACACCAUGCCGUUCCCCCUUGUGCUGGCCGCGCUCUGCGGCGCGCUCCUCUGCGCCUCGGGACUCUUCGCCUUCUCCGGUGACUUCUGUGACUCCAGCCAGUGCCUGCAUGGUGGGACCUGCUUGUUGGACCAGGACAAACAACCCCCCUUCCACUGCCUCUGCCCUGAAGGCUUCACGGGCCUCAUAUGCAAUGAGACUGAGAGAGGUCCCUGUUUCCCAAAUCCCUGCCACAAUGAUGCCGAAUGCCAGGUGAUUGACGACUUCCACCGAGGGGAUGUCUUCACCCAGUACAUCUGCAAGUGCCCUCAUGGCUACACAGGCAUCCAUUGUGAGAUCGUCUGCACCUCGCCGCUGGGCAUGGAGACGGGCGCUAUCGCCGACUCCCAGAUCUCCGCCUCGUCCAUGCACUUGGGUUUCAUGGGUUUGCAGCGCUGGGCCCCGUAUCUGGCCCGCCUGCACCUCACGGGCAUUGUCAACGCAUGGACAUCCAGCAACUACGACAGAAGCCCCUGGAUCCAGGUGAACCUGAUGCGGAAGAUGCGGGUGACAGGUGUGGUGACGCAGGGUGCUAGCCGCGCAGGCAGUGCCGAGUACCUGAAGACUUUCAAGGUGGCCUACAGCACCAAUGGGCGCAAGUUCCAGUUCAUCCAGGGUGCAGGGGAGUCAGGAGAUAAGAUAUUUAGGGGUAAUGUGGACAACAGCGGCCUGAAGGUCAACCUGUUUGAAACCCCUCUGGAGGUGCAGUAUGUGAGACUGGUGCCCAUAAUCUGCCACCGGGGCUGCACCCUUCGCUUUGAGCUCCUUGGCUGUGAGUUGAAUGGAUGCGCCGAACCCCUAGGCCUGAAGGACAACACCAUCCCCAGCAAGCAGAUCACAGCCUCCAGCUUCUACAAAACCUGGGGCCUCAGUGCCUUUAGCUGGUAUCCCUCCUAUGCGCGACUGGAUAAUCAGGGCAAGUUCAACGCCUGGACCGCCCAGACCAACAGUGCCUCUGAGUGGCUUCAGAUUGACCUGGGCUCUCAGAAGCGAGUAACUGGCAUCAUCACCCAGGGGGCCCGAGACUUUGGCCACAUCCAAUAUGUGGCAGCCUACAAGGUGGCCUAUGGUGACGAUGGUGUGAACUGGACUGAGUACAGGGACCAGGGGGCCGUGGAAAGCAAGGUCUUCCCUGGCAACAUGGACAAUAAUUCACACAAGAAGAACAUGUUUGAGGCACCUUUCCUGGCUCGCUUUGUGCGCAUCCUGCCUGUGGCCUGGCACAACCGCAUCACCCUUCGCGUGGAGCUGCUGGGCUGUUAGUGGUAGGCCCGGCUGCAGUGACCACAAGGGCCGCGGGGGCACCUGGCCCUUUCCUGGUUCUCCUGGCCUUCUGGGGACCUGCUGCCUUUUCCACCCGUCCUCCUGAUUGUUGCUGACCUGGGGGCGGGGGUUUCAGUCGUCUCUCCCUCCCUCCCUCCCUCCCCCUCCCACGUGCCCAUGGUGCCUACCCCUCAUGCCAUCCCAUUUUCUUAGGCACGGUGGGAGUUGAGUAGGUCUGGGAUGGACAGGGAAGGGCGAAGUAGGGCGCGUGGAU
Molecule: messenger RNA, 1620 nt
Organism: Lipotes vexillifer (Yangtze River dolphin)
Lineage: Eukaryota; Metazoa; Chordata; Mammalia; Artiodactyla; Lipotidae
Gene: MFGE8
Product: milk fat globule EGF and factor V/VIII domain containing
Exons: 9
Coding region: 51-1346 (431 amino acids)
Cellular component (GO): plasma membrane
Molecular function (GO): signaling receptor activity
Source: RefSeq, a predicted model, not a curated record